AUGGACGACGGUGUGACGCACAGCCUGGCGGAGAGCAUUGAACCGUCUGCGGUGACGCUGCAGCGCGUCAGUGCCGCGCGCCUCCCCCCUCACUCCGCCAUCUCCCCUUCCCCCUUCCCUCGAUUGCAGGCACAGCGGGUAGACGAUGGUGUGGCGCGCAGCCUGGCGGAGGCGUUCGCGGCGACGCAGCAGCGCGCGCAGGAGGGGGGCGCGGCGGUGAAGGGCAGCGCGCUGGUGAUGAUGUACGCGCGGCAUGCGAGCGAGCUCAUGGUGGACGUUUUCAAGAAGGCGCGCAGCAAGGGGGGGGAGGGCGCCGCCGUGGAAGGCGGGGUUGAGGAGUUUGACAUCUCUGGUGGAAAGAGGGAGGCCUUGAACAAGGAAGCAGCGGAGAAGCUUCUUGCUCCAUUGCUCAAGCCCAACAAUGACUGCAAAAAGGUGAAGCUCACCAGCAAGGUGUUCACGCUGGAGGCUGCUGAGGUGGCGCUCCAGGCGCUGACCAAUGCGCGGGACACGCUGACUCAUGCUGACCUCAGCGACAUCAUCGCUAGCCUUCCCGAGGAGGAGGCACUGCAGGUGAUCACGAGGGUGACAUCGGCGCUUGAAGGCUGCAACCUCCACUCGCUCAAGCUCUCAGAAAACGUGUUUGGCGAGAAGGGAGCUGCUGCUGUUGCGCUCACCUCUCAGCCAUGGCUGCGCCAGCUCUACUUCUGCAACAAUGGCAUCUCCAAGGAGGCAGCGGUGGCCAUCAGGGAGCUACUGCCCACCCAGGUGGUGGCGUCCCUCGAGACUCUUCAUUUCUUCAACAACAUGUCGGGUGAGCUGCCUGCCUGCCUGCUGUCAUCAUUGGCCUCACCUCUUUGGGAGGUGGGGAGUUGGGAGGUGGGAAGUCAGGUGGUGUCAUUUUGGCGGACAUGGUGA
This is a messenger RNA of Closterium sp. Yama58-4, 918 nucleotides long. Lineage: Eukaryota; Viridiplantae; Streptophyta; Zygnematophyceae; Desmidiales; Closteriaceae. The record is from the annotation of a GenBank genome assembly.